AUGGCACAGGCGGGAACACGGGUGAAUGGCAGAGAUAGGGGGAGCGUGGGGUUCCAAGGCUGGGGCGUGGUUUGUGCGCGAACGUCGUGA
Molecule: messenger RNA, 90 nt
Organism: Chondrus crispus (carragheen)
Lineage: Eukaryota; Rhodophyta; Florideophyceae; Gigartinales; Gigartinaceae
Exons: 1
Coding region: 1-90 (29 amino acids)
Source: RefSeq, a predicted model, not a curated record